This is a messenger RNA of Momordica charantia (bitter melon), 4566 nucleotides long. RefSeq names its product auxin response factor 19. NCBI's taxonomy places the organism in Eukaryota, Viridiplantae, Streptophyta, Magnoliopsida, Cucurbitales, Cucurbitaceae. Gene Ontology annotation, biological process: regulation of DNA-templated transcription; response to hormone. The record is from RefSeq and is a predicted model, not a curated record. Gene Ontology annotation, cellular component: nucleus. Gene Ontology annotation, molecular function: DNA binding.
AAAUAGUUAAAUGAAGAAGAGAGAGAGAGAGAGAGUAGAAGAGAGUGCCAUUUUCAAGGACCCAGAAAGAAAGCAAACUCAAAGCAGACAUAAACAAAGCAAAGCAGUAGAGAGAGAAAGUUUUUAAUUUGUUUUCAAGGAGAGAGAGAGAGAGAAAAAAAAAGGAAGCUUUUUUUUUUUUUUGUUCUUCUGUUGUUAGAGAAGACAUUGGGAAGGAGAAAGAAAAAUGGAAAGUUUUUGUGGGAGAGAAGAGGAAGUUGUCUGGAGAUUGUAGGGGAAGAUAGGGAACACUGCUUCAGCAUUUGGUCUCUCUGUAACUCAGGAAAACGAAGCCCUCUCUUUUCUUCUUUGUCCCCUCUUCUUCCUUAAUCCCAUUUUUUGUUUUUUGUUUUCCGAUUUGCUUUUCCGGCCACUUCGCCGGACUUCCUCCGUUCUUGACCUUCUUCUUCCUGCUCCGUCGUGGUCUCUUCUUUUUCUUUUCUUUUCUUUUCCGGGAAAAUUUGAGGGACUUUCUUGUUUCUUCCCCCUUUUGCUUUUGGUUUUGGUUUUUGUUUUUGUUUUUGGGGGGUUGAUCCAGCCAGCGGGAUUAAAGCUGACUUUCACUUUCGGAAUCAGAACCUUUUUUUGUUUCUUCGAUCUGAGCUACUGGAAGUUUUAAUUUUUGCCGGAAGCGGCGGCGCAGCGCCGGAGACGAUGAGCCAGUGAGAUUUUAGCGGUUGUUUCCUUCUUUUACAUCCAACUGCGGAACUCGACGGCGACAGCAAUGAAGACGCCGGCGAACAGUGCCGGUGCUGCCUCCACCACCGCCGCGACAAAUUCCUGCGAAGGUGGAAUGGAGAAGAAGCUCAUAAACCCGGAGUUAUGGCAAGCGUGCGCCGGACCACUGGUCAACCUGCCGCCGGCUGGUUACCACGUGGUGUAUUUUCCCCAAGGCCACAGCGAACAGGUUGCAGCAUCUUUGAAGAAAGAUGUGGAUGCUCAAAUCCCAAAUUACCCAAAUCUUCCUUCAAAGUUACUGUGUCUGCUUCAUAAUGUAACCUUACAUGCUGACCCAGAAACAGAUGAAGUUUAUGCUCAAAUGACACUACAACCAGUUCCUUCUUUUGACAAGGAUGCAUUGUUGAGAUCUGAUCUAUCUCUCAAGUCUAAUAAGCCACAACCAGAGUUCUUCUGUAAAACAUUGACUGCAAGUGACACGAGCACUCAUGGCGGGUUCUCUGUGCCUCGCCGUGCUGCAGAGAAGAUUUUCCCCCCUCUUGAUUUCUCUAUGCAACCACCUGCACAAGAGCUUGUUGCCAAGGAUUUGCAUGAUACUGUAUGGAAUUUUCGUCACAUAUAUCGAGGACAACCGAAACGUCAUUUGCUGACAACGGGUUGGAGCCUAUUUGUUAGUGGAAAAAGACUUCUUGCUGGUGAUUCAGUUUUGUUCAUAAGAGAUGAAAAACAACAGCUUCUUUUGGGCAUAAGGCGCGCGAACAGGCAACCAACGAACUUAUCAUCAUCGGUGUUGUCGACUGAUAGUAUGCACAUUGGUAUUCUUGCAGCUGCUGCCCAUGCCGCCGCAAACAAUAGCCCUUUCACCGUCUUCUACAACCCAAGGGCAAGUCCUUCAGAAUUUGUCAUUCCUCUUGCCAAAUACUACAAGGCAGUGUCUGCAAACCAAAUAUCGCUCGGUAUGCGCUUUAGGAUGAUGUUUGAGACAGAAGAGUCUGGAACAAGAAGGUACAUGGGUACUAUCACAGGUAUAAGUGAUCUUGAUCCCGUCAGAUGGAAGGGCUCGCAAUGGCGUAAUCUACAGGUCGGGUGGGAUGAGUCAACUGGAGGAGAAAGACGUAACCGAGUCUCGAUAUGGGAGAUCGAACCGGUAAUUGCUCCAUUUUUCAUUUGUCCCCCUCCGUUCUUGAGAUCGAAGCGUCCAAGGCAACCGGGAAUGCCAGAUGACGACUCCUCUGAUUUGGAUGGUAUUUUUAAAAGAACAAUGUUUGGUGAUGAUUUCUGCAUGAAAGAUCCACAGGGAUAUCCUGGCCUGAACUUAGUUCAAUGGAUGAAUAUGCAAAACCCUUCGCUGUCUAACUCGAUGCAGCCAAAUUAUAUGCAAUCAUUUUCCGGGUCAAUGCUACAAAACCUUGGUGGAGUCGAUAUUUCUCGGCAACUUGGCUUGUCAGCGACGCAAAUUCCUCAAUCGAACAACAUACAGUUCAAUGCUCAAAGGCUACUUUCUCAAGCUCAACAGUUAGAUCAGCUGCCUAAGCUACCAUCGAAUAUGAGCUCAUUGGUGGCUGAACAAUUGGAUGAUAUGUCCCAGCAGACACGGCAGAAUUUGAUUAACCAAAACGCAGUCUCGAGUCAGAUUCAAGCUCAAAUUAUGCAGCAGCCUCAUGGGAAUGGGAUCCUUCAGCAACCAAACUCUUUGCAAAAUCAGCAGCUUCAGAGAAGCCUCCCUCAGAACCUGCAGAUGCAGCAGCAGCAUCAGCAUCAGCAAAUUUUGGGUCAGAAUCAACAGCAGAAUGUGAAUCCGUCCCCGCUCCCGGAACAGUUAAAUAAUCAGCUGCAAAUGUCAGAUAAUCAGGUUCAAAUUCAGAUGCUGCAGAAGCUCCAGCAGCAGCAGCAAUCACUUUUGGCUCAGCAGUCUGCUCUUCAGCCUGUUCAACUCGCGCAACUUCCAGAACAGCAGAGACCGUUGAUAGAUGUGUCCCAAAGCUAUUCCAGAUCCAUGUCAUCGAACCAAAUGCUUGAAAUGGCUCAGACUACCCCCAUUGUGGUCCCUCCCUCGAAUACAUUACCGCAGCAGGCAGCGAAAAGCAAUAGCCAGACGAAUAGCCGAUUCUCGAAUCAGCAUUUGCAGCCGAAACUCCCACAACUACAGCAACCACCUCCAUCUACUGUAAUUACUGACAUGUCUAGGCAGAUGGGUCUUCCUCCAAGCCAAACAAACAAUCAGCUCUCUGCAGCUACGAGUAGUGUAAUAACUGGAGCAGCUGGAGCUGGCCAAUCCGGAAUUACUGACGACAUACCAUCAUGCUCCACAUCACCAUCCACAAACAACUGUCCAAGUUUGAUUCAACCAGUAACGAACGGAAGGGUUCAUCGGAGCACAGGAUUGGUUGAGGAUGUGGCUCAAUCUGCUGCAACUAUAUUCAGUCCAAAUGCCUUGGAUAAUACCAUGUCUCCAAAUGCCAACUUGGUUAAAGAUUUUCCACAGAAGACUGCUGUUAAACCUUCACUGAAUAUUUCCAAGAAUCAAAGCCAUGGAAUUUUUGCACAACAAACUUUCUUGGGCGGCGCGGUUGCUCAGACAGAUUUCUUGGACACGUCGUCCUCCACAACCUCGGCUUGCCUUUCUCAGAAUGAUGCUCAACUGCAGCAGCAAAAUAAUAUGAUGUCAUUCAACUCGCAACCGAUGUUGUUUAGAGAUAGUACUCAGGAUUUGGAAGUAGCAGCAGAUCUCCAUAACAUUCCGUAUGAGGCUAACGUCGAUGGACAAUUGGUAGCGCAGUUAAAUUCCGAUCCUUUGUUAAACAACAAGGGUAUUGGAGGAUUGGGGAAGGAUUUCUCCAAUAAUUUUUCUUCUGGGGGCAUGCUCACCACUUAUGACGUACAGAAAGAUCCUCAGCAGGAAAUUUCUUCCUCUUUAGUUUCUCAGUCAUUCGGUAUUCCAGACAUGACAUUUAAUUCCAUGGAUUCGACGAUAAACGAUAAUGCCUUCUUGAACAGAAAUCAAUGGGCUCCUCCGCCUCCGUUUCAGCGUAUGCGAACCUACACCAAGGUGUACAAACGUGGAGCUGUUGGGAGAUCUAUCGAUAUCACCCGUUACUCGGGUUAUGAUGAGCUGAAACAAGACCUUGCCCGUAGGUUCGGUAUCGAGGGGCAGUUGGAGGACAGGCAAAAAAUAGGCUGGAAACUUGUUUAUGUGGAUCAUGAGAAUGAUGUUUUACUUGUAGGCGAUGACCCUUGGGACGACUUUGUGAACUGUGUACGGAGCAUCAAGAUCCUGUCCCCACAGGAAGUGCAGCAAAUGAGCUUGGAUGACGAUUUUGGAAAUGGGGUCCUACCGAACCAAGCCUGCAGCAGCUCGGAUGGUGGGAAUGCUUGAACAAACACCAUACCACUGCCUAAAUGCUAACACUCCCCUUCUUUUGGUAACUGAUUCUUAUAGUUUUUAGCUCAAACGUUCAUAGCUUCGGCUGCGAUUUCGCGUUGCAAGAAUCUUGCAACAAUGGAAGAGCUAGCCAAUGAAUUUUUCUUGAAAUCUCUUAGAAAGCAUAGUUGAGAGAAGAAGUUGAAGUUGAGGUGGAAGCAAAGUGAAGCUUGAUCCGGGUUCCGAGUUGUCGUGGAAGGUGGUAUAUUAUUCACCAAUGUGAUUAUAGUUCACGAUAUCGUCGUCGUCGGGGCUGAUCUCGUUUGCCACGUCGUAGUUUUAAAUUAUUGUGGUGCAGUUUAGCAAGCAAAAGCAUAAAACUUUGUAUCCUUAGUUUUUCAUGUAAAUUAGAAAAAGAUGUGCAGAUUUUCUUCCCCAGUCCAAUGAGAAAUGGCUUAUAUGAAUGUUUUUUUCUUUUUUGGUGAUAA